Molecule: messenger RNA, 1184 nt
Organism: Enhydra lutris kenyoni (northern sea otter)
Lineage: Eukaryota; Metazoa; Chordata; Mammalia; Carnivora; Mustelidae
Product: serine dehydratase like
Exons: 7
Coding region: 23-1012 (329 amino acids)
Biological process (GO): L-serine catabolic process; L-threonine catabolic process
Molecular function (GO): L-serine ammonia-lyase activity; threonine deaminase activity; pyridoxal phosphate binding
Source: RefSeq, a predicted model, not a curated record
AGGCCUCCCAGUGGUUGCUGGAAUGGAGAGCUCUCUGACAGGCUGCACUAAGCCUGAGCACCUCCACACAGUCACUCCUCUGCUGGAGAGCUGGGCGCUUUCCCAGGUGGCAGGCACGACUGUCUUCCUCAAGUGUGAGAAUGUGCAGCCGUCUGGCUCCUUCAAGAUCCGGGGCAUUGGGCAUUUCUGCCAGGAGGUGGCCAAGAAGGGAUGCAGACACCUGGUGUGCUCCUCAGGGGGCAACGCAGGCAUUGCGGCUGCUUAUGCUGCCCGGAAGCUGGGCAUCCCUGCCACCAUUGUGCUGCCUGAGGGCACCUCCCUGCAGGUGGUGAAGAGGCUGAAGGGGGAGGGGGCUAAGGUGCAGCUGACUGGAAAGGUCUGGGACGAGGCCAGUCUGAAGGCGCAAGAGUUGGCCAAGAGGGAUGGUUGGGUGGACGUCCCUCCGUUUGACCACCCCCUGAUCUGGGAAGGCCACGCCAGCCUGGUGCGAGAGCUAAAGGCAGCACUGGGAACCCCACCUGGGGCCCUGGUGCUGGCAGUAGGGGGUGGAGGGCUCCUGGCUGGGGUGUCAGCUGGCCUGAUAGAAGUGGGCUGGCAGCAUGUGCCCAUCAUCGCUGUGGAGACCCAAGGGGCCCACUGUUUCAAUGCAGCCAUCAAGGCAGGCAGGCUAGUCACACUGCCAGAGAUCACCAGCGUGGCCAAGAGCCUGGGUGCCAAGACCGUGGCUGCGAGGGCCCUGGCAUGCACGCAGGAACUAGACAUCAUCUCCGAGGUGGUGGAGGACGGCCAGGCUGUGAGUGCUGUGCAGCAGUUCCUAGAUGACGAGCGCAUGUUGGUGGAGCCUGCCUGCGGGGCCCCUCUGGCUGUCAUCUACUCAGGCCUCCUGGGGAGGCUCCAGGCUGAGGGCCACCUGCGCCCAUCCCUGGCCUCGGUCGUGGUCAUUGUGUGUGGAGGCAACAACAUUGAUAGCGGAGCGUUGCAGGCUCUGAAAGCCCAGCUGGGUCAGAGCUGACGGCUCCUCAUCCGGAAUGGACACCCCAUAGCUGGCUGAGGGGCCUCUGUGCUCAUGGAUGGCCAUGGAAGCUGCUCCAUGCUUCUGUGCCAGCUGCCUCCUGCAGGAAGCCCUCCUGAAAUGCUUCCCUUGGCUCCCCCGCAGACCUAGUCAAUAAACACUCUGACAUGAA